Phalaenopsis equestris is the source of this 3494-nucleotide messenger RNA. RefSeq names its product probable RNA-dependent RNA polymerase 2. NCBI's taxonomy places the organism in Eukaryota, Viridiplantae, Streptophyta, Magnoliopsida, Asparagales, Orchidaceae. Gene Ontology annotation, cellular component: nuclear RNA-directed RNA polymerase complex. The transcript has 4 exons. Gene Ontology annotation, biological process: siRNA processing. Bases 63 to 3419 code for a protein of 1118 amino acids. The record is from RefSeq and is a predicted model, not a curated record. Gene Ontology annotation, molecular function: RNA binding; RNA-directed RNA polymerase activity.
CUCCAAAGCCCUAAACCCUCCUCCGCCCACCUUCCGUUUCCCAGCCACCCCAUUUCGCCCUAAUGGGCGCUCCUCGAUCGACCGUCCGCGUCUCCAACAUUCCCCGCACGGCGAUCGCAGAGGAGUUGCUGCGCUUCUUCGAGUCAGCCGUCGGUCCUGUCUUCGCCUGCGAGAUAGUCUCCGCUCACCGGAACUGGAUGUCUCUCGGCUUCGGCCGCGUCCAGUUUGAUUCCCUGGCUGCCGCUGAGAUCGCCUGUCUCAUGUCCUCCAAGGGCCGACUUCCCAUAUUCCAGCGCUCCAAUCUCGCCGUCUUCCCCUCGCCGGAAGACAUCUUUCCCAGGGCUGUGGAUGCAAGCAACCGCAUCAGUGGAGGAAUUCUCCACGCUGGAAUCUUGGGCGAUGAGGGCCGGAUGGAGGUCUUCGAAUCGUGGGAGGCGGUUGUGCUGGAGUUCAUGCCUGAGAGGAAGAAGAUGGAGAUAUUUCUGGAUUAUGGCAGAGAAAGCUUCAAGCUUGGGGUGAAUAUGGAAGAUAUUACCGCCAGCCAUGGAUGCUGCGUGGGAGGAGGAGGGCGGUUGAAUUCGAUUCUGUUGCAGCUCAAAUUUGCACCAAGAAUAUAUCAGAGAGUUUCUGGCACAAACUUGAAACCAAAAUUCAGUAGUGAUCGCUUUCAUAUCUGCAAAGAAGAUUAUCAGUUUGUUUGGUUAAGGACAACGGAUUUCUCAUCAACCAAAGCUCUUGGCUCAUCUUCUUACUUCUGCCUGGAACUUGGAAAUUGUCUGGCUUUUUCUGAAAUAUUCAGAAAACUUCCCUACUAUUCUGAAAUGGGAGAUGUUGUCCUCAGUAAGAAAGACGCAUUUGGCUCGAUGCCAAAACUACUUCCUAUUUUCGGCUGUUCUGAUAAAACUGAGCUGUCAUAUGACGUUCUUUUUCAGCUUAAUUCUCUGGUUCAAACACAGAAGAUUUCUCUCUUACAUUCCACUGAUUUGAUUGAUAUUCUUAGAAAAGAAGAUUCAGGCAUAGUUCUAAAAAUUUUUAUGAAAAUGCAGAAGUUGAAAUCAACCUGCACCAAUCCAGUACAGUUUUUUGAACGUGAAUUGCUGAACAUGAGGAGAAAUCAGAAUGUUACACCAGCUAAUAAUAACAGUCUAUCGCAAAAUUUAAUGAGGUGCUACCGAGCUCUCAUUACUCCUUCAAAAGUUUAUUUGUUAGGCCCUGAACUGGAGAACUCCAAUUAUGUGAUAAAGCAUUUUUCUGCAUAUUCUUCUGAUUUCCUUAGGGUUUCAUUCGUUGAUGAAGACUGGGGUAAGCUUUCGUCUGAUGCUCUGUCGUCAAGAAUUGAGCAAGGAUUUAGUUAUGAGACACACAAAACUGGUAUAUAUAAUCGAAUAUUAUCGAUUCUCCAAGACGGAUUUACUAUCGGCUCAAAAAAGUUUGAAUUUUUAGCAUUUUCUGCUAGUCAGCUUCGUGCAAAUUCUUGUUGGAUGUUUUCUUCAAACGGUGAUGUUACUGCAGCAAGCAUCAGAAAUUGGAUGGGCGAUUUCAACAAGAUUCGUAGCGUGUCUAAAUGUGCAGCUAGAAUGGGCCAGCAAUUCAGCUCUUCCUUUCCUUCAGUGUGCGUUGAAUCAAAAGAAGUUGAAAUUAUUGAUGAUAUUUAUUGUGAUAUUGAUGGAAUUAAAUAUUGCUUUUCAGAUGGAAUAGGAAAAAUAUCUCUAUCCUUUGCUGAACAAAUAGCUCAAAGAUGUGGAAUGAACAAUACUCCUUCAGCAUUUCAAAUAAGAUAUGGAGGAUACAAGGGCGUGUUAGCUGUUGAUCGAACUUCUUUUCGCAAGCUUUCGUUGAGGCCUAGCAUGUUAAAGUUCGAUUCAAACAACACAAUGGUUAAUAUUACUAGUCAUAGUAAGUACUUGUCUUGCUUUCUAAAUCGUGAAAUAAUUUCUCUCCUGUCUACCUUGGGAGUUGAAGAUGCGGUAUUUGAGGAAAUGCAGAAUGAUCAGAUGUAUGUUCUGGACAAAAUGGUGAGAGAUAGGGAGGUCGCCUUAGCAGUUAUCAGCAAAAUAUCUGGACCCGAAAAAGAAAAGGUAGAAAAUAUAUUAUUGCGGGGAUAUGAACCAAAUUCCAUGCCUUACCUCUCUAUGUUGCUUAGAGCAUAUCGGGCGUACCAGCUCUCUGAUAUACGAAGUAGAUGCCGAAUUUUCGUCCCAAAAGGUCGAAUUCUCAUUGGUUGUCUGGAUGAAUCUGGCACUUUAGAGUACGGCCAAGUUUUUCUCAGAGUGACCAUGACGAAGGAAGAGCAACAGGAUAAAAAUCAAGUUUUUUUCCAGAAUGCGGAUCUUACAAGUGUGGUUAUAACUGGAAGAGUAGUUGUGACAAAAAAUCCUUGUCUCCACCCUGGUGACAUUAGGGUACUUGAGGCUGUUUGUGAUCCGCGGCUUGAUGAGAUGGGACUCGUAGAUUGCCUUGUCUUUCCGCAAAAGGGUGAAAGGCCACAUCCAAAUGAGUGCUCUGGUGGAGAUUUAGAUGGGGACUUGUAUUUUAUAUCUUGGGAUGAAAGACUUGUUCCGCCGCAGACUGAUCCACCAAUGGACUACAUUGGACUUCGGCCACGUCUUCAGGAUCAUGAAGUAAGAUUGGAGGAAAUCCAUAAAUUCUUUGUUGAUUACAUGAUCAACGACAACCUCGGCGCCAUCUCAACCGCUCAUCUCGUCUACGCCAACUCCGAACCCCUCAAAGCUCGAAGCCCCAAAUGCCUUCAGCUGGCAAACCUUCACUCCAUGGCCGUCGAUUUCGCCAAAACCGGAGUCCCGGCCGAGAUGCCCCGAAUCCUAAGACCGAAACAAUUUCCUGAUUUCAUGGAGAGAUUGGACCGAUCCACCUGUACCUCCAAAGGUGUUUUAGGAAAACUCUAUAGGGCCGCCACAACUCAUCAAAAUCUGCAAACUUCCGAUACCGUCUGGUCCGAAGAACUCGCCGCUGCUUCAUAUGACACCGAUCUCGAAGCCGAAGGUUUUGAAAUGUUCUUAAAACCGGCUGAAGAUUACUACGACCGGUACGCCGAAAAGUUGAGCUUUUUGAUGAACUAUUUCGGCGCCGAGCAUGAAGAUGAGAUACUUACGGGCUUCGUGCGAAGCACCGACUCGGCCUAUGUGUUGAGAGAUAAGAAGAAAUUUGGGGAUAUUGCCGAUCGGAUUAUGAUUGCGGUGAAGAGUUUGCAUCACGAGGUUAGGAGUUGGUUUGGCGGCUGCCGCGAAAGCGAGUCGUUGAAAAUGGCUUCGGCUUGGUAUCACAUUACCUGCCAUCCAAAGUAUUGGUCCUCAAAAAGGUUUCUUAGCUUUCCAUGGAUUAUUUGGGAUGUUUUACUCAGUAUUAAGGAUUCUAAGACUCAUAGAAGAAGAAGAGGAGCAAAGGAAGACCCUCUUUGAGGUUUUAGAUUCCAUUCAAUUCCUAUAUAUUUACAUAUCCAUCUCCUAAAUUUUAUUUUAUUUUUAUAUUUGUAU